Messenger RNA from Diplodia corticola, 912 nucleotides. Its product is annotated as ph domain-containing protein. Lineage: Eukaryota; Fungi; Ascomycota; Dothideomycetes; Botryosphaeriales; Botryosphaeriaceae. The coding region runs from base 1 to 912 and encodes 303 amino acids. The transcript is spliced from 3 exons. The record is from RefSeq and is a predicted model, not a curated record.
AUGGCUGCCGUCGUCGGAAAGUACGCGGCGAAGAAGAUGCUGGGCAAGCAGAUGGACAAGUACAAGGACAAGGAUGUCACUCCCUACGAUCCAUACUACGAGAUGGUCCCGAAGGACCCUCGCAAGCCCAACGGCAAGAUGAAGAAGGUCAAGAAGCAAAUUCCGGACUACAUUCCCGAACAUGACGCCAUUGUUCUCGCCAAAGCCCGUCAGCGUGCCUACUGGCUCGACUGCGCACUUUUCAGUCUCUUUGGACAGCGCUUCGGCUGGAGCAGUGUCAUUGGCCUCGUCCCUGCAGCUGGCGACGCUGCUGAUAGCGUCCUCGCGCUGAUGCUAUACUGGCGCAUGACCCAGGUCGAGUGCAAGCUCGGCUUCGGCACGCACCUGCACAUGCUCAUCAACAUCGCCUUCGACUUCCUCAUUGGUUUCGUUCCCCUGCUCGGCGACCUGAUGGACGCCAUGUACAAGGCCAACUCGAAGAACGUGCGUCUGCUUGAACAACGUCUCGACGAAAUCUACAAGCCCAAGGAGUCGAGGAAACAGCGCAAUCGCCGUAGCAUGCUCGACGCCUACACCCCCGCCGGCACCGUACUCGAGGAGUUCAGCGACAGCGAGAACGACCACGUCCUCCAACGUCUCGCUCAGUACGACGAGGAUGGCCGCCCCAUCAACGGUGACGGUGUACACGACCGCUAUGAGCCCAGACGCCCCGAGCAAGCUCGUCACAGCCACGAGAAGAGAGGUGGCUACGCUCCCGAUAGGCAUCCCAGCCACGCCAAGAAGCCCAGCCGCGGCUGGUUCGGUGGCAGCCGCCGUGAGCGUGAGCCCGAUCUCGAGACAGGCGUCGAGAGGGGCGUCGAGAGGGGCGAGAAGAGAGAGUACCACAGGGACGACAGGCGUGACCGCCGUUAA